AUGUUUAUUUUGGCAAAGGUUCAAGGAAGAGAAUUUGAAUUUCCCAAACCACCACCUAAAGCUGAAGCUGAUAAUACCAUAGAUCAAUCAGAAGAUACUUCUGAGGAGACUGAAAAUUCAGUGACUAAAGAUACUGUAAAAACAGUGGAUAAAAAUAUCGAAAAUGCUAAGAUUAAAGAUUCUUAUAGUAUGACUGAAGGCCUAACAAUCGAGGCUCUAGCCCGACUUUUGUGGGUAGUCGGAGGCCCGAUUGAUGAGAUUGACGAAUAUCGUAUCCAAUGA
This is a messenger RNA of Racocetra persica, 282 nucleotides long. The record is from the annotation of a GenBank genome assembly. Lineage: Eukaryota; Fungi; Glomeromycota; Glomeromycetes; Diversisporales; Gigasporaceae.